AUCAAUUUAACGGAUUGGUUAAUUGAUGGCUAUUUUAUGGUUAUUGUUACACUCAUAAUCUGUUUGAAUAUUAAAUAUUUAUAUUAAUUUGGAAAUCAUAAAAUUCACAGUGUGUAAUACGAUAACUAGUUAUGGUAUAAAGAUGAGAUGUGGACGUCCAGGGUCUUAGUUCUCGUGAGUUCUCACGAGAUUACGAUAUCUUAGCGGAACAGUCAUGUCAAAACUGGUGAAACAUCUAUUCGGUAACAAUGUCUUGAAUUAACACAAAUCUGUAUUAAGUUAGAUAAUGAUGGAUUUCUACAAAAUGCAGAGAGACAAUUGAUUAACGAAAACAAAGAUUUAUUUGUAAAUUUUAUAAUAACAGAUAUUUUUACCGCUAAGUUGAUUUCGACAGUCAUUAGAAGAUAGAUUCGAAUAGUAUAAAAACGGAAGCAAUUUCAAAAUUUUCCAAAUUAAAUUUUGCUAACUGCAUAUAUGAAUAACUUAAAAGGCGCAAUUAAAACGUUGCAUUUAUUUUCGAGUUUACCGAUUUAAUUGGGAUUUUUUUUCUUCCAAAUAAUGGAAAAUACAUUUGAUUUUUUUAACAUUGUCAUUUUUCGUACCCAGAUCUAUCUUCAGAGCAAUACUUUGAUAUAUUAAAGAUGGAGGCUUCAAGAUAUAAGCAGACACAGUUCGUGUUAUUGCUGCUGAUUUUCAUAACGAGUUUAAACGAUUCCAUCUGUACAACUGUGCGUGUGGGAAAAUAUUCUGUCGAGAAAAACAAGCGAGUUAUACAAACUAUCUCUCCCGUGGAAUCAGAACUCGCAAAAUCUCUUAUUGUCUGUGUACGCAGGUUCCAUGGCAGAGAUGAUGCAUGUUUAGCAGACUACAACCCAGAAACACAAACUUGUAACAUCUUUACUUCUGGUUGUUGUCCCGGAAACGACGAAAUUCAAACAGGAUUUUCACUUUUCAGGCGAGAUUUAGAAGGUUUGAUUAGUCAACCUGCACAUGAUUGUUCAUUUUAUAAAAAUGCAGGACAACCAACCGGUGUUUAUACGAUUUACCCCGAACAUGGUCCGAAUGGUAUAUCAGUUUAUUGCGAUAUGGACGAAGAUGAAGGUGGCUGGAUAGUUAUACAACGACGGUUUAACGGCUCAGUGGACUUUUAUAGGAACUGGGAGGAGUACAAGUCUGGUUUUGGAAACGUAAAUGGUGAACACUGGCUAGGCAACGAAAACAUAUACCAGAUGACGCGAGGUAGCAGUUAUGUACUCAGAAUAGAUUUACAAGCUUUCGAUGGAAAUACAGCAUAUGUAAAAUAUUUCAAUUUUACUAUAGCAGAUGAAACCGAUGACUACAGGCUAACCCUCGGAGAAUAUUGUGGAACUGUCGGUGAAGAUGGGACUCAUGGCAUGAUGUACAACAAUAAUGCACAAUUUAAGACGAAAGAUAAAGACGACACUGCGAGAGGAAGUAUUCCACCGUGUAGCGAGAAGUUACAUUCGGGGUGGUGGUUUCAGAAAUACUGUUCUAGUGUUAAUUUAAAUGGAGAAUGGACUACCGAGAAUCGAGAUGACUCCAUAAAUUGGCAGUACUGGGAAUCUUAUUUGAAAAAUGGUUUGGAGAGGACGUCGAUGAAAAUUCGUCGUAAAUAAAGUACAUCUACCACAUGAUAAACAACAAUAACUGUUUUAGAUCAACUGAUUACACAUAUGUGAUGUUAAGCUAGUUGGUACGGCUAAUGUUAUUAUGACAUUUUUGUAAGUUUGUUCUCCAUCAUUUUUAGUUUGAGGUAAUAUCAUCUUCAUUUUAAAAGAAUAUUGAAUCGAAUCAGACGAGUACAGCGUGGUACUUUUGAGGACCAUAAGACCAACGUCCUUAAUUUUGAUUAAAGUUGCUGAUUAUUGUACCGUUAUAGUUUUUUUUAUUAAGAUAUAUUUAUUAAAAUUAAUGUGUGUUAGAUGUCAAUUUGAACAUAUUACAUGCACAUCAACAUGAUUAAGACUAGAUAAGGUUAAUUUAGAAUGAAUAGCUAUGCGUUGUUAUUGACUGACACGCCAGUCCAAAAUUCUGAUGUGCUAGUUCAUGCAGGAGGACAUGUCAUCAUACACACAUAUAAAGGAAAACUGUCAAGUCCUUUUACUUAUGAAUAUUGAAA
Mytilus trossulus (common blue mussel) is the source of this 2140-nucleotide messenger RNA. RefSeq names its product fibrinogen-like protein A. The transcript has 5 exons. The record is from RefSeq and is a predicted model, not a curated record. Bases 642 to 1637 code for a protein of 331 amino acids. NCBI's taxonomy places the organism in Eukaryota, Metazoa, Mollusca, Bivalvia, Mytilida, Mytilidae.